CCUUAAUGUUGGCGGGCGGCCACGUGUGAAGCGGUCAACCCGAUCGCUGCGCGCGCGCGCUCGCUGCGUAUUACUCCGCCGGUAUCGGCAACCGGAACUCUUUUCAAUCGAGGUUUUUUUUCCCCCUUCCGUUCGCCGUCCUGCGUCGCUCUCGGCGUGAGGUCUGAGGCGACCCGCGAUUAAAACCAUUUAAAACAUUGUCGACUCGUGAACAAUAAGCAAACGACGGCCGGGGGCAGUGGCGCGACCACUUGGUGAGGUGAGGCGGUCGGUGAAUGUUUUAUGGUGAAGGCUUACAACAGCUUUGCUCUGAAAUUACAGAACCCUCUCUAACUCUGGACAUAAGAUGGCUGUACAACCUGACUUCAUGGAGCUCGACAUGGCAAUGGAGCCUGACCGCAAAGUGCAGGUGACCCAAUGGCAGCAGCAGUCCUACCUGGACUCUGGCAUCCAGUCUGGCGUCAACACCACAGCGCCAUCGCUCAGCGGCAAGGGAAACCCUGAUGAGGGGGAUGAAACGCGCAUCACCUAUGAGUGGGAGCAGAGCUUCAACCACGGUUUCACUCCCGACAAUGUGGCAGACGUGGAGAGCCAGUUUGCGUCGUCGCGCGCCCAGCGCAUCCGAGCGGCAAUGUUCCCGGAGACGCUGGAGGAGGGCGUCCAGGUGCCGUCGACUCAGUUCGACACGGAGCAGCCGACCAACGUGCAGCGCCUGGCCGAGCCAUCGCAGAUGCUGAAGCAGGCCGUGGUGAACCUCAUCAACUACCAGGACGACGCCGAGGUGGCCACGCGCGCCAUACCCGAGCUCACUAAGCUGCUCAACGAUGACGACCCGGUUGUGAUGGGACACGCUGCGAUGAUGGUGCACCAGCUGUCAAAGAAGGAAGCUGCCCGCCACGCCAUCAUGGGGUCGACGCAGAUGGUGUCGGCUCUCGUGCGCGCAGCCCAGAACACCAACGACAUGGAGACCGCCCGCUACGCUGCUGGUGCCCUGCACAACCUCUCGCACCACCGCCAGGGUCUACUCGCCAUCUUCAAGUCCGGUGGCAUCCCCGCCCUUGUCAAGCUGCUCAGCUGUCCGGUGGAGUCGGUGCUGUUUUACGCCAUCACCACGCUGCACAACCUGCUGCUGCACCAGGAGGGCAGCAAGAUGGCCGUGCGUCUGGCGGGCGGGCUACAGAAGAUGGUGGCCCUGCUGAACAAGGGCAACGUGAAGUUUCUUGCCAUCACCACCGACUGCCUGCAGCUGCUGGCCUAUGGCAACCAGGAGAGCAAGCUGAUCAUCCUUGCCAGUGGGGGCCCCACUGGGCUGGUGCACAUCAUGAGGACCUACAGCUAUGAGAAGCUGCUGUGGACCACCAGCCGGGUGCUGAAAGUGCUGUCCGUGUGCUCCAGUAACAAGCCUGCCAUUGUGGAGGCUGGUGGGAUGCAGGCUCUGGGAAUCCAUCUGACCAGUCCGAGCCAGAGGCUGAUGCAGAACUGCCUGUGGACUCUCCGUAACCUUUCUGACGCCGCCACUAAGCAGGAGAACAUGGAAGGUCUGCUGCAAUCACUCGUGCAGCUGCUGGGCUCUAACGAUGUGAACGUGGUGACAUGUGGAGCUGGCAUUCUCUCCAACCUCACAUGCAACAACUACCGCAACAAGAUGGUCGUCUGCCAGGUGGGUGGUAUCGAAGCACUGGUACAGACUGUACUGCAGGCGGGUGACCGUGAGGACAUUACUGAACCAGCUGUGUGCGCUCUGCGCCACCUCACAAGCCGCCACCCUGAUGCGGAGUUGGCCCAGAAUGCCGUGCGCCUCCACUAUGGCCUGCCCAUCACUGUCAAGCUUCUGCAGCCACCCUCGCGCUGGCCUCUUAUCAAGGCUGUGGUUGGGCUGAUCCGUAACUUGGCACUGCUGCCCGCCAACCACUCCCCGCUUCGAGACCACGGAGCAAUCCCGCGGCUUGUGCAGCUGCUCGUGCGCGCCCACCAGGACACCCAGCGCCAGGGAGUGGCUGCCAAUGGACAGCCGCAGUAUGUGGAUGGCAUUCGCAUGGAGGAGAUAGUCGAGGGCUGCACCGGUGCGCUGCACAUCUUGGCUCGUGACGCGCACAACCGAAGUGUUAUCCGCGGCCUGAACACCGUACCGCUAUUCGUCCAGCUGCUCUACUCCAACAUCGAGAACAUCCAGCGUGUGGCAGCCGGCGUCCUGUGCGAGCUGGCGCAGGAGAAGGAAGCAGCCGAGACGAUUGAGACCGAGGGAGCAACGGCACCGCUUACGGAGCUCCUACACUCGCGCAACGAGGGAGUCGCCACAUACGCUGCCGCGGUGCUGUUCCGGAUGUCGGAGGACAAACCGCAAGACUUCAAGAAGAGGUUGUCGGUGGAACUCACCCACUCACUUUUCCGUGAUGACCCAAACGCGUGGGGUGAGGGUGGCGUAAUGGGCACUGACCUUCUGCACCAGGGUGACCCGCAGUACCACCAGGACGGCAUGUACGGCAGCCACAGCAGCCUGCAUAGCGGGCCCAGCCCUAUGCAGCAUGGAGGUGGCUACAUGGGGGAGCCUAUGGGUCUGGACCCCAUGAUGGACCACGAUCUGGCAGGGCCUCAUGGCAAUGGGCCUGAGUUCCAUGACAUGCUGCCCGAGCUAGCCCACCCUGGCGGGCCUGACGUGGACAUCGGCCUGGCACCACAUCCCACUGAGAACGGCCACGUCGCCUGGUUCGACUCGGACCUCUAACCACCGCAGCACAGGCAAACUCUGAUCCGUUCAUCCUGUUGACUUGGAAGGAUCCAUUGAGAUGACCUGAAAGUGCCUCAUCUUCCCCACCCAAACUUUCCAAAAAACAAAACAAAUUUGAUCAAUUUUAUUCACUACAGUUAACAGUUACAGUAGGUUAUUUUUUACGUGCUAUUUUUUGAACGGCUAUUUUAAGUAGAAGUUUUUUUUGUAAGAACUGUACUAGAUUUUGCAUCGUACCAAAUCUUGUUUCCUCAUUGCCUCGUGGUAGUGUGCUCACAAGCUUUUUAAUCCUUAAACACAUUUUGUUAUACUGUAGUAACCUUUUUUAAUAUUUGGUAUUAUUGAAUUCAUGACUGGCAUGGUACUCACCUAUUGUGCGUCACCUGGAGUGUUUUUAGUGUCUACGUGUAGAUGUUGUGCAAUGACCUGGCUUGGUUAAGUGAGACCCAUGAUAAUUGGUUACUUGGCAGCAGAUUAUUGGCACUGAAAAGAGCAGAAUAGUCCGGAUUGAUUUGUUCACAGCUUGUAGCAGAAAAGGAGGGUGUUCCAAAGUAAACAUUCCACACCUGUGCAGUAACAGAAAAAUACCGUAAGUGGGACUGCAUGUGUGGUGUUAAAUAAAAUAAGCCAUUUCCUUCAUGAAUAGGCUGUUCCAAAACUGCCACUUCAUGACUCAUUCCUAUGGAUAGUCCUCAAAUGUCUUGGGCUGUGAGUUAAAGUUGAUGGUUCUUCAAAUUAACAUUUGACUGGCAUACAUUCUGUACAUGAAUCGCCAUGACAGGAAGGGGCGUUUCACUGAAGCUGAUUUUACAAAUCUGGAGAUGUUAACUUAUUCAAAAUCUGGCACAUCUUGGCGCAAAGUAAAAUUAAGCUUUUUUUUAAGAUAUAAGGUAUUUUCAAUGAUUGUUUUUACAAUUUAUCGAUUGCAUCAAAUUAUGGAUCUUCAUAUAACCUUGACCAAUCAUUCCUACAUGGAGUGCAAUGACAAGUCAUGGCUGAUACCGAUAUUCUUGUUCUGGUUACUUUAGUGAAUAAUAUGCCGCAGUGUUUACUCCACUUUGUGCAUAUCACUACAGUGCUUUGGUUUGCAUACAAGAGGGAGAAUAUCAACUGCUGUGACAGAAUAACUUGUUUCGAGAUUUUUGCCAUAUCAUGAGUGGCCGUCUCGAUAUGGUAAUUGGGUGUGCAGUGUAAUUUCAGGUAGUGUUAUUCAUUGAAAUGUGUGUACGAUUAACAUCUGGACAUCAUUUUUAGUGGGCUUAAAAAAAACGGUUAACUCACUCUCCAUGAUACUGUUAAAUUGUUUACAUUUGAUUGAGUCAAAAUAAUGCUUUCAGAAUUGACUUUCAACUUGCAUAUUCCAUUUUAAUAAGCUUGUGCUGUUUGAAGGGGCUCUGAUGAACUGAUCAUCUCCAUUCCUAAAUUUAAUUAAAAAAUACCUUGGCACUCUUCGUUGUAGUGCAUACACAGCUUUAAUGGCGGUAAUAUUGCACGGACGUAAGCCAACGCCACACUAAUCGUAUAGGUGCAUGACGUUUCCUGGGUAGGAGUCCAGUUGUGUUUUAAUGCCUAUACGAUGAACAUGUCCAGGGUGUGGGCUUCGGAAGUGUUUUUUUGAAAAUUUUAAUUGGAUUCUAAUGAAAAACAACCUCAAAUUUUAAACUAGAUGAAAGGGCAGAAAUGAAACAUGCAUACGUGUUUUUAAUUGGUGGAAAAAGACCGGCAGAAAUUUGGAUUUAUCAAAGUUCACUGUCAUGCUGGUAUCAAAACGUUUGCGGUUUGGUAUUUUGAGAAGGAUUUAUAAUGUGCCGAGGCUUGCUUUAGUAACAUGUAGCAGGAGAUCCGUUGCAAGUUCUUGUAUGUUGUACAUUGCCUUCUGCAUGGCUUUUGAGUUUGUUUCAACCAAUAAAGGAUUCUGUCUCUA
This is a messenger RNA of Petromyzon marinus (sea lamprey), 4652 nucleotides long. Its product is annotated as catenin beta-1-like. NCBI's taxonomy places the organism in Eukaryota, Metazoa, Chordata, Hyperoartia, Petromyzontiformes, Petromyzontidae. Gene Ontology annotation, biological process: cell adhesion. Gene Ontology annotation, molecular function: cadherin binding. The record is from RefSeq and is a predicted model, not a curated record.